CAUACCAGCGGCUCGUUCCCCGCAGCACCGGCACCCCGAUGAAGGUGGAGGUGUUGGUCCACCAGGGCCACAGCUUGCCCGGCGCCAUCCGCCGGCCGGUGGUGGCCAAGGCCGAGGUGGAGAGGGGGUUCACGGCCCCUGGCGUGCGGAGGAUCCGGCUGAAGGAGGGAGGCGUAAGGGGCUCCCUCUUCCUGCCGCCGGGGGAUGGCCCCUUUCCAGGAGUGAUUGACAUGUAUGGUGACGAAGGAGGUUUGAUUGAAUUUAGAUCCAGUCUCCUGGCUACCCAUGGUUUUGCUGCUCUUUCUCUUCCAUAUUUUGACUUUGAAGAUCUGCCUAAGGUCAUGAAAGAAUUCAAACUUGAGUACUUUGAGGAGGCAGCUAGAUUCCUACGGCGUCACCCAAAGGUGAAAGGACCAGGAGUUGGAGUGAUUGGGACUGGGAAAGGGGCAGAAUUAGCACUCUCCAUGAUCACCUUCCUGCCAGAAGUAGUGGCUGCUGUCUGUAUCUCCGGCUGUAGUUCAAACACAGUUGCAGACCUCCAUUAUGGUGAGAUCACUCUGCCUGGGCUGCGUUUUGAUAUUAAUAAGGUCAGUGUUUCUGACGCUGGUGUAUUUGACACUUUUGAAGCUCUGGAUGACCCAAGGAAUCCUGCUAAUUCUCCUUGCACGAUCCCCAUUGAAAAAGCAGAAGGUCACUUUCUCUUAGUGGUAGGGGAAGGUGAUCGUAUGUGGAAGAGCUCCUUAUAUGCAGAGCUGGCAAUCGGGCGUCUACGCCAGCACGGGAAAGAAAACUUUGAACUCUUGAGUUAUCCAGGAGCAGGUCACCGAAUUGAUCCUCCUUCUACUCCAUUUUGUCAGGUAGCUAUGGAUCGUGUUCUGGGGGUGCCUGUUCUGGGGGGUGGAGAGAGCAAAGCACAUGCCCAUGCACAGGAACACUCCUGGGGAAAGAUUCAGGAGUUUCUGCGCUUGCAUUUGGGAUGAACACUUAAGCACCUGCAAGCUGUUGCGGAACAGCAGAGGACUGAGCUUGAGCCACCAAAAUGACUGGUGAAUUGGAGGGACUCACUGAGAAAAGCUUUGAAAUAUGAAAUAACCAAAUGACUACUUAGCUACAAGUAUAAAUCCAAAAAGAAAGGGAUUUAUUUGGACUAGCCUAAGUUAUUUUAACUAGGUACACAGAGGAGAAGUGAAACAAUGAUAAGUAGGCUGCAUUGUAGUACAAAUUUGACAGCCUGAAUUGGUCAUGAUAUCAAGAAACAAGUAUCUGAAGAGAGGAGUAGGUACUUUCUUGCUUGCAGUAUUUAUGGCUUGGAGAAUUUAACAGCUAGCCUGCACCCUCAGCAAUGACAGACGGGAUCACACCUGGGGAAUGAUGGCAACCCAUGGAUGAUGAACUUUGACAUCAAAAUGAUGAAUGAUUCUGGCUUUGGGUCUUAAGUUACCUUAGCCCAGAACUCUCAGAUUUACAGCCAUACACACUUAAGAAAUGUUUUCUAUUUACAUGAAGCUGGGGAUAUCUAUUUGUAAUGAGGUUCGUAUACCUUGACCUUAGGUAGUGGUCUUCUGGUGACACAGUCUGUUUCUUUCCAACAAAAAAUACCUGUAGAGUGGGAAAAUGAAGAGUACUUUUCCUGUCACCCAGGAGAAAGGCAGCACUAGCACUGUCUUGCAUUAGGGAUGUAACCAUCUGUUCCUAUAUUGUCUUGGAUUGGCAUUCGACACUCAGGGUAUUAAAAUUCUGUUGGAUAGGUUAAAGCAUGGUUAAAUGCAGUUAUGCUAUGUGCAAGUCUUACUUCUCUCUUUGUUGCUUGUUUAAAACUUAGUAACACCUGCCACUAAGUUAGGGGUUAAUUACUUGUGGAACUCUUUAGUAAUGAUGUCGACGAAUGCUGACAGCUGUUCUUAGGGAGGGAGAGAGAGAAGGGGUCGCGAGGAUAAAUUUUUUAGCCAGUAGAAGAUUAAGACUGACUGUAAAAAGCUGUCACCUUAUGGCGGUGAUUAACUUAGAAUCAUAAUCCUUAAAAAAAAAAAAAAACAAAACCCCAAACAAAAAACCCAAAACCAACAACCCCCCCACCCCCCAAACCCAAAACAAAAAAAACCCCAAACCCAAAUAUAGGAUAUGUUUUCCAUGACUGCCUGAAAUUGUGGGUGGGUUGGUUAGUUUGUUUUUCAUCCUAAUUAAUUAAUUUUUGGCUAGUGCCUUAUUUUUCCCCACCAUUCAGGUAGAAAGAAACAACUUCUUCCCAAAUGAGUUGAUCUCUGGAGAGGGUCUUGCUGGAAUGGUGCCAGUGCUGAGGGCCUGUUUAACAAGGGCCUCUAGCAAUACAAUUUCUCCUUCCAAGGUCAUUUUGUCAGACCAGUUUGAGAGCUGCCCAGGAAGAUACAAAACCUUCAUUUAUGGUACUCAGUUUUGCUUUGCUCUCAGGGAUCUUUUCUCUCCAGUUAACUGUCAUUAUGCUGCUGCUCAGGUCUCAUUAGCUUUCUGCAACUCUUAUUACUCCUUAUCAUUUGAUUGAAGUCACAUGUUCUCCACACGCCAUCACUGCCAAUUGAACAAUUUAUCCAUCCACUCCUUACAAGAGAAGCUCCGUCCUGCUCGUUCCACACAAAAUGUCUUCAUGCCUAGUCUCUCUAAACUCCCUCACCAGCUGAAGAGGCUCUUGCAGAGUCGUAUCUGGCGCUUGAACCUCCACUAAAACUGGCAGCCCCAGGAGUCCAGGACCACAGCCUGCUGCGUGAUGUGCAUGUUGGUGUCACCUGUGCUUGUACCCUGCCUUUUUUCCAAACGCACUCCAAGUUGCAACCAUAGAGGAAAGGGUUGUCUGAAGGUUCCUCCGUUUGUUCUGUCUGCCUCGUCAUAUGCAUCUUCAGCUGUCAGAGCUGUGUAAUUGGGGUACAGCAGCACCUCCUCCAACCCCGUUUUGUUACCCUCCUGGUACUGAUUCCUGUGUCUCCACACUGCAGUCCUACCUCAGCAUAUCCAUUGCCGUGCAAGAUUGCAAGCCGGAGGUUCAGGAAGUAAAUGUUAAGUUGUAAAUAAAACAAGAACCAGGUAGCGUAAAAGCCCUCAGGCUUUGUUUCUAAAGCACAAGCCUUUAAAAUAAUUCAGUGUUAGAUGUUGUCAGAUAUAUGCAAUUUGAAACGGAAGUAAAACGCUCCUUUAUUAAAAAGCCUGUGUAAGAACUUGAUGUUAUAUUUUUGUUUCUGAAUAGUUCAUUUGUUCAGAAAGCUGAAUGAUCUUUUUUAAACAAAGAAAGGAGGAAAAAGAAUGUAA
Aptenodytes forsteri (emperor penguin) is the source of this 3276-nucleotide messenger RNA. Its product is annotated as acyl-coenzyme A amino acid N-acyltransferase 2-like. Gene Ontology annotation, biological process: acyl-CoA metabolic process; fatty acid metabolic process. The coding region runs from base 39 to 980 and encodes 313 amino acids. Gene Ontology annotation, molecular function: fatty acyl-CoA hydrolase activity. The record is from RefSeq and is a predicted model, not a curated record. The transcript is spliced from 4 exons. NCBI's taxonomy places the organism in Eukaryota, Metazoa, Chordata, Aves, Sphenisciformes, Spheniscidae.